AAUAAACAACAAGACAAGGAAACUGGGCGGACGUCUCGUUCGGACGUGUAUACGUAUUCACAUCCUGACAAACUGCUCCGUGCCGACACUGUCUUUAUUUGUUUUCAAACGUGAGCGUGCUAUCUGACGUUCGGGCAGCGUACUAUCAGCCGUGGAGCAGAAAAGAAACCUCGUCCAAGGGUCGACGCGCUAUCCCUUCAAGCCACUUCUCGGACCUUAUAUCCGCGGAGAGUGCGCGUUGCCAGCGUGCCGCCGAGCACGUGAAACCGCGCGCUCGGUGCCUAAUUGCCGCGCACCUAAACGGCUGUCACGAUGCUGAGCGGACGGCUAGCGCUGGUGACUGGCGGAGGCAGCGGCAUCGGCCGCGCCGUGUGCCUUGGGUUGGCCCAGGAAGGUUCUCGAGUAGUCAUCGCUGACGUCAACAAAGAUGCCGCGCGGGAUACUCUCCGGAUGAUGCCGAAUGAGACGGACCACCAGGCGCUGCAGGUAGACGUGGGCGAAGGGCAGUCGGUGCGCGACCUGUUCUCGGCCAUCCGGCGGCUCUACAGCAGCGCUCCCACCGUGGUGGUCAACUCGGCGGGAUGCCUCACGCACAGCUUCCUCCUAAACACCGACGAGCGGGCCUUCGACGAGAUGGUGCGCGUCAACCUCAAGGGCACCUUCCUCAUCACCCAAGAGGCAGCCCGGGAGAUGAUGGCCGACGACACCUCAAAGAACCAGGACCGGUCGAUCGUGAACAUAUCGACCAUUCUGGGCAGCACGGGCUUCCCCAAGAUGUCGUGCUACGUGGCUGCCAAAUCUGGCGUGAUCGGCUUCAGCAAGUCGGCCGCGCUGGAGCUCGCCCCAUACGCGAUCCGCUGCAACACGGUUCUGCCCGGCGUCACGGACACGCCGCUGCUGUCUCCGCUGGACGAGGAGACGGUGCAGAAGCUGAUCCGUCGUUCGGCCAUGCGACGCGAAGGGAAGCCCGAGGACAUCGCCAGCGUUUGCGUGUUCCUCGCGUCGCCCAGGAGUUCGUACGUCACCGGUGCCGCCAUCGAAGUCACCGGAGGCCUCUCGGCAUGAGAGCCACUGUCCGUAUCAGCUGCACUUAUGGACGAGUCACAGGCUGGCGGACAUUGCUAUGGAAAAUUAUAUUAUGGAGGAGGAUCCUCUUGAUGGGGACGAGUAUAAGCUGUAUUUAUGUUAGCAAUUAAGGAGCGCAGUUGGAACUGUUUGUAUGUCUUGGCGCAAGAAGAAACUAACAGAUAGACAGAGGGAAGGAACUACGUACAAGGGCGCAGCAAUGCUUGAACUGGGCUUUUCAUGGACAACUCUCAGACGAAAUCGGUAACAAAGCGCAUCUGUGUCUGCUUCUCCCCCCCCCCCCCCCCCUUUUUUUUUUUUUUCUUGUACAGCGCAGUAGUAUAGUGCCGACAUGUCUGAAAAGUGGGCGGAAUAGUAUACGAAGGGAAGGGCAGAUCCGAGGAAAUUUAGUAAGAGGCAAAUUUGAACAUUCAAGAUUUCCUAUUUUACGAGACGCGAGCGCGGAAAGUUGGCGGGAAAAUAAAUGCCCCUUGGUGCAAGUUUAACAGAUGCGACAAAAAUUAUUGGGGGCAUUCUUACAUUUUAUCUGGACUUCUCGAACAUUCUAGUAAAUGCGUAUUAGUUUGUGUGUACCGAAAACAGCAAUGAGCGCGCGCAUGCGCACAUCACUCGACCUUCACGUGGCUUAGAAUUUCUUCGUUUCUCAGGAUAAUUUGCCUGAACACAGGUAAGUGCGGAUUCAUUACUGCGUGUCAUCAGACAAUGCAAAAUAUGUAGCAAAUUAAACACGUCGACCAGCCAUUGAGAUCCCAUUUGAAGUCGCCGUGGAAAUUACACUCGAGUCCUCCGAAAACAAGAACAAUAGUGCUUAU
This is a messenger RNA of Dermacentor silvarum, 1898 nucleotides long. Its product is annotated as (3R)-3-hydroxyacyl-CoA dehydrogenase. Lineage: Eukaryota; Metazoa; Arthropoda; Arachnida; Ixodida; Ixodidae. The record is from RefSeq and is a predicted model, not a curated record. The coding region runs from base 313 to 1065 and encodes 250 amino acids. Gene Ontology annotation, molecular function: oxidoreductase activity, acting on the CH-OH group of donors, NAD or NADP as acceptor. The transcript is spliced from 3 exons.